CUUCUAUGUUUAAGGGUCCUGUAAAAGAGAUCUUUUAGGGAGAUAGGAACACAGUACUAUUCAAGAAAAAACUGCAUAUUAUCACACAGAUAUAGCUGUUAAAGAAAUCAAGAAACAAUGUUGUUAUUGAAUAGCUUAUCCUUGUACUUUCUCCCCUUACUCUUCUUUAUUUUGUUCCUUCACAAGUUCUUCUCCAAAACUACUCACAAAAACCUUCCACCUUCGCCACUGAAGCUCCCUCUUCUCGGGAACCUCCAUCAACUUGGCCGGUUUCCCCACCGCUCCCUCCGCUCGCUAGCUAAAAAAUACGGACCACUUAUGUUGCUUCACUUUGGCAAUGUGCCGGUCCUUGUUGUCUCCUCUGCUGUUGCAGCCCGCGAGAUCCUGAAAACCCAUGAUCUGGCCUUUUUGAGCAGACCUAAACUGAGCAUUGCUAGUAGACUUCUAUAUGACUUAAAAGACGCGACAUUCUGCCCCUAUGGUGAGCACUGGAGGCAGGUGAGAAGCAUAUGUGUCCUUCAUCUUCUAAGUAACAAGAGGGUCCAAUCCUAUCGCAAGGUGAGGGAAGAAGAAACAGCCCUUAUGAUGGAUAAGAUCAGAUCACACUCUUGUUCUUCUUCCUCCUUGGUAAAUUUGACUGACGUGUUUGUGUCACUCACAUACGGUAUAGUGUGUCGGGUUGCCUUGGGGAGGAAGUACGAUGGAGCGGGAGGAGGGACAAGGUUUAAGGAGCUUUUGGGGAGAGUUGUGGGGCUUAUUGGUGUUUCCAAUGUGGGAGACUAUAUCCCAUGGCUUGCUUGGAUUAAUGGUGUCAGUGGAUUGGAUGCUAAAGUGGACAAAGUUGCUAAAGAGAUGGAUGAGUUUCUCAAGGGAGUCGUGGAAGAACGUUUCAAUCGAAAUAAAGGACACGACGACGGUGGGAGUAGUAGGAGCUUUCUGGACGUUCUGCUGGAAAUUCAGAGAGACGACGUAGGUGGCUGCUCUGCUGUUCGUAAUGAUACUGUCAAAGCCCUCAUAGUGAACAUGUUUGUUGCUGGAACUGAUACAACGUUCACAGCUCUAGAGUGGACAAUGAUGGAGCUCUUAAGACACCCACAAAUCAUGAAGAAACUGCAGAAUGAGGUGAGGGAUAUAGCCAGAGGCAAACUAAAUGUAACCGAGGAUGACUUAGACAAAAUGCAUUACUUGAAAGCAGUAGUGAAAGAAUCUUUCAGGCUCCACACCCCCGCUCCAUUACUGAUUCCGCGGGAAUCAAUCCAAGAUGUCCACAUAAUGGGAUAUGACAUCGCGGCUGGCACAGAAGUGCUUAUCAAUGCUUGGGCGAUUGGAAGAGACCCGUUGUCAUGGGAAGAUCCCGAGGAGAUGAGGCCAGAUAGAUUCUUGAAUUCUUCAAUAGAUUUCAAAGGGCAGGACUUUGAGUUAAUCCCCUUUGGUGGUGGCCGGAGGGGUUGCCCAGGUACCCCUUUUGCUGCGAAUGUGAAUGAGCUAGCGCUAGCGAAUGUUUUGCACAGGUUUGAUUUUUCAUCACCUGAAGGGGAAUGUUCAGAGGAUAUGGACGUGAGUGAAAUCAGUAGUAUAACUAUUCGGAAGAAAACCCCUUAUUGUGGUUGCAACUUCCUACUUUUGCUAGUUUCCUAAAGGGACUGAAUGCUCUUUACUAACUGUCACCAACAGUCCUGUUAGAAUAAAUGCAUCUACAAGAUAAUAUCGUGAUCAUAUUGUGAUAUUGAGAUUGUGAUUUGAUUGUAAUUGAUUACGAUUUUAUUAUAAUUGGGAUGAUUUCCUUCCAUAGUUAGGCUCCUUCCUCUUGUAUAAAUAAAGGCCUCAUUGUACGGUUUCUAUAUCGAAGUCAAUAAAAUA
This is a messenger RNA of Rhododendron vialii, 1860 nucleotides long. RefSeq names its product cytochrome P450 736A117-like. Gene Ontology annotation, molecular function: monooxygenase activity; iron ion binding; heme binding. The transcript is spliced from 2 exons. The record is from RefSeq and is a predicted model, not a curated record. NCBI's taxonomy places the organism in Eukaryota, Viridiplantae, Streptophyta, Magnoliopsida, Ericales, Ericaceae. Bases 118 to 1638 code for a protein of 506 amino acids.